UGAUGUAACACACGCUUUGAUAAGAAAGUAGAUAGUUAACUAGUUUGUGGAGUUUUAUAAAUAGCUAGCUAGCUAGCUAGUCAUUGAUUAUUUAUUUUUUUAAACGUGGAAGUUAUAGUUCUAUAACAUGGCAGUGAGCGCAGUUCACCUCGAAUCAGAUGCCUUUUUGGUUUGCAUGAAUCAUGCAUUAAGUACCGAGAAGGAGGAAGUAAUGGGACUCUGCAUCGGAGAGGUGGACACCAACCGCAUCGUCCACAUUCAUUCUGUUAUUAUUCUCCGACGCUCAGACAAGAGGAAGGAUCGCGUGGAAAUCUCGCCUGAGCAGCUAUCUUCAGCUGCUACCGAAGCUGAGAGAUUGGCUGAAAUGACUGGACGGCUGAUGCGUGUAGUUGGUUGGUACCACUCUCACCCCCACAUCACUGUGUGGCCAUCACAUGUGGAUGUAAGGACACAGGCCAUGUACCAAAUGAUGGACCAGGGCUUUGUUGGGCUGAUUUUCUCCUGUUUCAUUGAGGAUAAGAACACAAAAACUGGUCGAGUUCUCUACACCUGCUUCCAGUCUGUGCAAGCCCAGAAAGGCUCUGAGUACGAGAGAAUCGAGAUCCCAAUUCAUGUGGUCCCGCACGAGGCCAUUGGGAAAGUGUGCCUUGAAUCAGCAGUGGAGCUCCCAAGAAUCCUCUGCCAGGAAGAGCAGGAUACCUACAGAAAGAUUCACAGCUUAACUCACCUGGAUCCGAUCACGAAGAUACACAAUGGCUCAGUGUUCACUAAGAACCUGUGCAGUCAGAUGUCUGCUGUGAGUGGUCCCCUGCUGCAGUGGCUGGAGGACCGUUUGGAGCAGAACAGACAGAGCGUCAUUGAGCUGCAGCUGGAGAAGGAGAGACUAACUCAGGAGCUGGCAACCAUGUGAGAGAGAAAGGACAUUGCACAGCUGUAAAUCCAUUUGCUCCAUGAGGGACCACCAUCCUGUCUGCGGGACAUAGAAGGCUUCCGCUCCACAGCUGAUCCAUGGUGGAGGCACUAUCAUGGAGGCCAGCUGCAAUAGCUUGCUUACAAACUUGUUUACAUAUCAUAACAACAGAUUUCAUAGACACUGUAUGUUGUCAAAGGAGGUCUUACCCAUUUUUACAGUAUGUAUUAUGACUUGUUAAAGUGCCCUUGGCUGUCUGAAAUGCAAACUAUUAAAACAUUACAAUCCCAAGAUAAAGAACAUACGCUGCGAGGAGGCAACUUGUUUACAUUUCAUUACCACAUCCAACAUCCCAUAUUCAGUGGGAUGGUUAUACUGCAUAGGGCCUCCCUCUCUCCCUUUAUAACAACACCAUGGUAGCUCUCUGACCCAACAGGGAGGAGAGUUAAACGAAAAAGAAGACACUGCUUUUAAGAGGGAAAUUCAGCCAUAAAUGAGAGAGGGUGUGAACACAGAGGUACCCUGACGGAGAGGAGAGUCAGAGAGUUCACGGUAGCAGUUAUAGCCUCAAUCCAGCCAAUAAUGAUUCAACACUGAUUGGGGCCUAAGUCUCAGGCUGCAAAAUAAUUGGGGAAAUGUUGUAUAGCAAGAAAGCAAACAAACAACAAACUUUGAACCAUUUGUCAUCUUCUGUUUCGAUCUUCUUUCAAAAUAAAUACAGUGGGCCCUGAGGGACCAAUAAAAACUGCACAAAGAGAGACACUCUGUGAGAAACCCAAGCACAUUAAAGAGAUUUUCUGGAAGUUUCGUAUAAUUUCAGCCAGUAGUUUUGAAAGUACAGAUCAAGAGCCAAAACG
Molecule: messenger RNA, 1767 nt
Organism: Salvelinus namaycush (lake trout)
Lineage: Eukaryota; Metazoa; Chordata; Actinopteri; Salmoniformes; Salmonidae
Product: lys-63-specific deubiquitinase BRCC36
Exons: 9
Coding region: 128-910 (260 amino acids)
Biological process (GO): double-strand break repair
Cellular component (GO): BRCA1-A complex; BRISC complex
Molecular function (GO): polyubiquitin modification-dependent protein binding; metallopeptidase activity; cysteine-type deubiquitinase activity
Source: RefSeq, a predicted model, not a curated record